CUCGCCGGUUUAAAACGAAGACCGCGGAGCAGAGCGGAGCCAACGUUAACUACGGAUGUGAACGGGUUUUAAUGCAGUUAUUAACACGAUUCCAAGUGAAUCAAAUACCCCGAAGAUGAUGAUGUCUUGUUUCGCCGAGAUGCCGGAGAGGGUUGGACCAGUGGACGUCGAGGACAUCAGGAAGAAUCUACUGGGGGAACUAUCGGCCCUGCCAGCAGCUCAGGAGGGCGUCCAGUCCCGGUCUGAGAACCUGCAGGUCUACCUGAGGGUUCGGCCGUUCACUGCAGCGGAGAGCGACAACGGGGAGCCCCAGGACUGCGUGACCAUCGAGGGCCCGGACACCGUGGUGCUCAAGGCUCCCAGGAGCUGUCCGUCAAACGGGCAGAGUGACCGGUCCCUCCCACAGACGGGCCAGAGGUUCUCCUUCACCCAGGUGUUCGGUCCGGAGUCCAGCCAGAGGAACGUGUUCGAGAGUUCAGUCCGCAGCUCGGUCCAAGACGUUCUUCACGGGGGGAACUGCCUGGUGUUCACAUACGGCGUCACCAACGCCGGGAAGACCUUCACCUUUCUGGGACCGGACCACGACUCGGGGCUGCUGCCGCGGUCCCUGUCGCUGGUGUUCAACAGCAUCGAGGGCCGGCUGUACAGCCGCAGCGACCUGAAGCCUCAGCGCUGCCGAGACUUCAUCAGGCUGACUCCGGAGCAGCAGGUGGCCGAGAGCAACGGCAGGAAGAACCUGCUGAAGCUGCUCAAAGAGAAGGACAAGAGUGUGACGUUCGGGCGGUCGGCGUUCCUCGAAGGUUCCUCUCUCAGCAGCAGCAGCUGCAGCGUCUCCGACGCCGACAGCGUCUGUCUGGACGUGUCGCCCAACGUCCGCUUCUCCGUCUGGGUCUCGUUCUGCGAGAUCUACAACGAGAACAUCCACGACCUGCUGGAGCCGGUUCCCAGCGGACACCAGAAGAGGACGGUGCUGCGUCUGUCCCAGGACAUCAAGGGAAACUCCUUCAUCAAAGGUCUGCGCUGGGUCCAGGUGGACAGCUUUGAGGAGGCAUACAGAGUGAUGAAGAUCGGGAAGAAGAACCAGAGUUUCUCCAGCACCAGACUGAACCAGCUGUCCAGCAGGAGCCACAGCAUCUUCUCGGUGCGGAUCCUCCGCGUGGACGACGUGGGCGUUCCCAGGGUCCUCGGCAUCAGCGAGCUGGCCCUGUGUGACCUGGCCGGGUCGGAACGCUGCUCCCGGACCCACAACACCGGCGAGAGGCUGAAGGAGACGGGGAACAUCAACAGCUCGCUGCUGACGCUGGGGAAGUGCAUCAGCGCCAUGCGGCUCAACCAGAACGCCAAGUUCCAGCACCACGUCCCCUUCAGGGAGUCCAAGCUCACCCACUUCCUGCAGUUCUUCUUCUGUGGUUCCGGCCGCGUGUCCAUGGUGGUCAACAUCAACCAGAACUCGUCCUGCAUCGACGAGACGCUCAACGUGCUCAAGUUCUCCGCCCUCGCUCAGAAGGUGGUGGUUCUGACAUCACGGCCGUCCGUCCCGGAGGACGACGCCCACCAGCCCACGGACCUGUCAAUCAUCCUGGACGAGCCCGACGAGCGCUGGAACAGGUCGGGGCGGGGCAGGAGGAAGAGCUCCAUGGUUGCCUGGGAGACGAGCCUGGAGGACGUGCUGGAGGACGAAGACGACGAGGAAGACGAGGAAGACGAGGAAGAGGAGGAGGAGGAAGAGGAGGAGGAGGAGGAGGAAGAGGAGGAGGAGGAGGAGGAGGAGAGUGCGGCGCUGCGCCUGGUCCUGGAGGCCCAGAUCAGAGAAGAGGUCAGCGCCGAGUUCAUGAAGCUCUUCAACAACAUGGAGAAGGACUACAGCGAGCGUCUGGAGAAGGAGAGGGAGAUCCUGGAGGAGCGAGCUGACCGGAGGGUGGAGAUCCUGAAGAACCUGGUCAGCAGGACCCUGCCGGCCGGCACCAGCAAGGACGACACGCUGGAGGGAAUCAUCAUCUCCAUGAGCCAAGACCUGCAGAAGAUCAGAGAGGACGCACAGAACGUCCAGGGCUGCCUGUCUGAGGCCGCAGAGCUGGAGGCCCUGCGGCUGGAGAAGCAGCAGUCACAUGACCAGCUGCAGGAGGCCCUGACGGCUCUGCAGCAGCAGCAGCAGCAGCUCUCGGAGAAGGACGGCGUCAUCGCCGCGCUGCAGGAAGCCGCCAAAGACGCCAACGAGGAGAAGGAGCAGAGCAGGAAACGGCAGCGCGGCGAGGCGGAGACGGACGGGGGAGGACCGGCCAGGAAGAGAGUGUUGCUGGAGGAGGAGAUCUGGAGGCUGCAGGAGGAGAACGAGCAGAAGGAGGAGAUGAUAAACCAGCUGAGACGGGGGGCGGAGCGGAGCGCCGGCCUGGGGGAGGAGCUGAGGAGAAGAGGGGAGGAGGUUGAGGAGGUGAAGGAAGAGCUGAAGAGGCGAGGAGAGGAGGUGGAGGAGCUGAAGGAGGAGCUGAACAAUCGAGAGGAGGAGCUGAGGAGACGAGGGGAGGAGGUGCAGGAGCUGAAGGACAAGCUGAACAAACAAGGGGAGGAACUAAGGACCUGUGAGGAGGAGCUGACGAGACGAAGGGAGGAGGUGGAGGAGCUGAAGGAGGAGCUGACGAGACGAGGGGAGGAGGUGCAGGAGCUGAAGGAGGAGCUGACGAGACGAGGGGAGGAGGUGCAGGAGCUGAAGGAGGAGCGGCAGCUGAUGGAGCAGAAGCUGACAGGUCUGGACCCGUGUCCCCGCUGCGAGGCGGCGCUGUCGUCUCUGGAGACGGAGCAGAGGGAAGCAGCUCGGCUGCAGAAGGAGAACAAGGCUCUGGUGAACGGAAUCUUCCAGCUGCAGACGGAGGUCACCUCCCUGCAGGCGUCUCUCCGUCAGCAGACGGACGGGUCCGACAGCCUAUCAGAGCAGCUCGGUGCGGCCAAGUCCCGCCUCCAGGAGCUGCAGCGCCAAUCAGAGGAGAAGAGCAGCUCCAUCGCCAACCUCUCACAGGAAGUGGAGCAGCUGCGGCAGGAAGUCAAGGAGGAGGAGGAGGAGGGGCGGAGCCUCAGCGCGUUCCACGCCGCCAUGGAGGAGCUGAGGAAGGAGAGCCAGGCGGCGCUGCAGAGCUCUGCCCACAAGUCCGAGCAGCUGGAGCAGCUGCAGGAGACGCUGGCCCUCAGGGAGGCCCGCUGUACGGAGCUGUGCCGGGAACUGGCCAAUCAGAAGGAAGAAUUCAGCCAGCAGCUGCAGAGCCUGAGGGCGGAGCUUCAGGCAGGCGGCGGAGCUCCACGGGGGCUGGAGGAGGAGGAAAAAGAGGAGAAGGAGAACCGGGGCGGGAGGAAGGUGCCUCUGGUGGAGGAGCUGAAGGAGGAGAUCCAGAGGCUGCAGGACCGGAGGGGGGGGCGGCUGCAGGGCCGAGACCCAGACGGUUCCACCGGACCAGAACCGGCCAGCCGCCCCCCUCCUGCUGGUCUGAGGUCCGACCCGGCAUGGAGGAAGAGGAAGAACUGCGAGGUGGAGACCCUGGUCCUCAGUGAGAACAAGAGGAGCAGAGCGAGAGGAAACGCCCGCCUGGACCGGCCGGAGAGGAGGGGCCGAGCUCUGCAGGAGGUCGGCGAGCAGAUUCGCUGCUCACCUGCCGCCCUGAGCAGAACAGACGAAGCCGCCGGUGGUGUAAAGGAGGCGGUCUCCACGACAACCAAACCCCGUCGAGGACGCAAGAAGCUGCUGAAGCUGGGCACGUUGUUGCCGAUGGGCGACUCCCCCGUCGCGGUGCUGGCCGACGCCGACAAGGAGAGCAGUCACCUGAUCCUCAAGAGGAGGCUACGCACUAAAACCUACAGGAAGUGACAUCACUGCGGCGUCACCGGCAACCCCUUGGGACUCAAAACCCCUGUACAGUUUUGUGUUAUGGUCAAGUUGUUUUUUAACUUGUUUAAGGAAUCAAU
Cololabis saira (Pacific saury) is the source of this 3951-nucleotide messenger RNA. Its product is annotated as kinesin-like protein KIF20A. The record is from RefSeq and is a predicted model, not a curated record. Gene Ontology annotation, biological process: mitotic spindle assembly; microtubule-based movement. Lineage: Eukaryota; Metazoa; Chordata; Actinopteri; Beloniformes; Belonidae. Gene Ontology annotation, molecular function: ATP binding; plus-end-directed microtubule motor activity; microtubule binding. Gene Ontology annotation, cellular component: spindle microtubule; nucleus. The transcript has 28 exons. Bases 116 to 3853 code for a protein of 1245 amino acids.